This is a messenger RNA of Syzygium oleosum, 1529 nucleotides long. RefSeq names its product AT-hook motif nuclear-localized protein 1-like. The transcript is spliced from 5 exons. NCBI's taxonomy places the organism in Eukaryota, Viridiplantae, Streptophyta, Magnoliopsida, Myrtales, Myrtaceae. The record is from RefSeq and is a predicted model, not a curated record. Gene Ontology annotation, molecular function: minor groove of adenine-thymine-rich DNA binding. Bases 544 to 1491 code for a protein of 315 amino acids.
AGCCAAUCAAGAAAACAGAGUUGCUUUUUCAUGUCUCUGCAAUUUUUUCUUUUCCCUUUGAAAUCACACAGCAGAAGGCCCCCAAAAGUCGCCCCAAGAUCAAAGAUUUUUUAGCAAUCUGUCUUCAAGAUCCUGUAGCCCCUCCUCCACUGUUCGAAAUACAUUUAAAUUUCUCUUCUUUUUUUGCCAUGCCCGGCAGUAAAGAUCGCCCACAAUUUGAGCUUUGUCCGAGCUGAGCUGACUUGCCCCCCCCUCUUUGUGUGAUCACAGAACUUCCAACUUAUUUGUCACCCGGUGAAAAAUUUCAUCUUUUUUCGCCUGUACAAGACUCCCACUGGUUCCAAGUUUCGAUUUUUUUGGGUCCCUUUUGUUCCUCUGUAUUUUGGAUUUUUUGUUUGGUUUUCCAUUUGGCGAAACUUGGUCUUCUGUCCGAAUUCGGAGCUGCUCGGGAAAUUGCUGGUGUAAAAAAGGAAAUGGGUCUUUGAUGUCUGGCUCGUAGAAGUUCGAUUAUUUGUUUCUAUUUUUUUUUUAAAGCUUUCGGUUAUGGAGGGAAGAGAUGGCGUGGGUGCUAGUAGUGGGGGUGUCACGGUGGUGGGAUCAGACGCCCCGUCGGCCUACCAUGUCGCCCCAAGAGCCGAGAACCCAAACCCGACGCCCGGAUCGGCGCCACCUCCGGCGACGGUGGCUCCGCCGCCUCCGGCCGCCGCGGGGAUUCUGGCGAAGAAGAAGAGGGGCCGGCCAAGAAAGUAUGGGCCUGACGGGUCGGGAGGGCCGGCGCUGUCGCCUAGGCCGAUAUCGUCGGCGGCACCGCCGCCGCCGGUGAUCGACUUCUCCACCCCGAAGCGCGGCAAAGUAAAGCCGGCCGGGUCGGUCAGCAAGCCCAAGUUUGAAGUGGAGAAUCUUGGUGAAUGGGUCGCAUGCUCUGUGGGUACCAAUUUUACUCCCCAUAUUAUCACCGUUAAUACAGGAGAGGACGUCACGAUGAAAGUCAUUUCCUUUUCUCAACAAGGACCUAGAACCAUAUGCAUUCUCUCUGCGAACGGCGUGAUCUCAAGUGUUACGCUUCGUCAACCUAAUUCCUCUGGCGGUACCUUGACAUAUGAGGGUCGUUUCGAGAUAUUAUCCUUAACUGGAUCAUUCAUGCCCAACGACACUGGAGGAACAAGGAGCAGAUCUGGCGGGAUGAGCGUCUCAUUGGCGAGCCCAGACGGACGUGUCGUGGGCGGCGGCGUCGCUGGUUUGCUCGUGGCAGCAAGUCCUGUGCAGGUUGUGGUGGGCAGUUUUCUUGCGGGAGAUCAGCACGAGCAGAAGACAAAGCACCCAAAACAUGACAUUCUAUCAACAACAAACCAAUCUGGAAUUGUUCCGAUACCUCUCUCGGACCCUAGCGUAAUUCUCUCGACAAGUCCAUCCUAUCGAGGAGAUAACUGGUCGUCGCUCCCAUCAGAUUCAAGAAGCAAGACGACUGACAUCAACGUGUCCGUGCCCUGAGGGAUGUCAUAUAUUUUUCGUCAGGAACCACGUGAUAA